This is a messenger RNA of Dermochelys coriacea (leatherback sea turtle), 3440 nucleotides long. It is a transcript of the gene ATG4B, whose product is annotated as autophagy related 4B cysteine peptidase. The transcript is spliced from 14 exons. The record is from RefSeq and is a predicted model, not a curated record. NCBI's taxonomy places the organism in Eukaryota, Metazoa, Chordata, Testudines, Dermochelyidae. Gene Ontology annotation, molecular function: protein-phosphatidylethanolamide deconjugating activity. The coding region runs from base 347 to 1528 and encodes 393 amino acids.
UUGCGCAUAGGGCUGAGAUCCGGUAAUGGCAAAGCAUUUAAAGAUCAUUCCCUGACCCCGGCUUCAGCCUGGUGCCAUAUCACUCCAUCUCACCUGAGUCCUUCGUUCCGUACAGUAAAAUGGCGGCCCCCGUAUGGAUGAGGAAGCGGGGCAAAGCCGAGGCAUGCGGCGAGCUCCCCUCUCGACCUAUCCUGACUGAGAAGCGCUGUGAGCCGCUCUCUGAUUGGGCGCGCUGGGCUUCUCGUCAGGAGCGGACGGGCUAGGCUGCGGCCUGUGGGUGUAUGUGGAGGAGGCAGUAGCUGCAGCUCACUUGGCCCUGGGGCUGCUUAGAGGCAGGAGUCACAGGAUGGACGCAGCUACUCUGACCUAUGAUACUCUCAGGUUUGAGUAUGAAGACUUCCCUGAGACCAAAGACCCUGUUUGGAUACUGGGGAGAACAUACAGUGUGUUCACAGAGAAGGAGGAGAUCCUGUUGGAUGUGACCUCUCGGCUUUGGUUCACAUACAGAAAAAACUUUCCUGCCAUUGGAGGAACAGGCCCCACAUCUGAUACCGGCUGGGGCUGCAUGUUGAGGUGUGGUCAGAUGAUCUUCGCACAGGCAUUGGUCUGCCGGCACUUAGGCAGAGAUUGGAGGUGGGUGAAAGGGAAGAGGCAGACGGAUAAUUACUUCAACGUACUUAAUGCUUUCAUUGACAAAAAAGACAGCUACUACUCCAUCCACCAGAUAGCCCAGAUGGGAGUUGGAGAGGGCAAAUCGAUAGGCCAGUGGUACGGACCAAACACAGUUGCACAAGUGCUCAAAAAACUUGCCACUUUUGAUACAUGGAGCUCAUUGGCAGUGCACGUAGCCAUGGACAACACUGUAGUGAUGGAAGAAAUCAGAAGGUUAUGCAAGUCCAGUUUCUUGUGUGCUGGGGCUGCAGCAUUCCCUGCUGCAGAGUCAGACCUGCUCUAUAAUGGGUACCCGGAUGGAGCAGAGGUUACAGAUAGGUUGUCGCUAUGGAAACCAUUGGUGCUGCUGAUACCUCUUCGCCUUGGGCUCACGGAUAUCAAUGAAGCUUAUAUUGAAACACUAAAGCACUGUUUCAUGAUGCCUCACUCCCUGGGAGUGAUUGGAGGGAAACCCAACAGCGCUCAUUACUUCAUCGGCUAUGUAGGUGAGGAGCUAAUUUACUUGGACCCCCACACUACACAGCCUGCAGUGGAACCCAGUGACAAUGGCUGUAUCCCUGAUGAGAGCUUCCACUGCCAGCACCCGCCCUGCCGAAUGAGCAUUGCUGAACUCGACCCAUCCAUCGCAGUGGGCUUUUUCUGCAACACAGAGGAAGACUUUAAUGACUGGUGCCAGGAAAUCAAAAAGCUGUCCCUGCUAAGAGGAGUUCUGCCGAUGUUUGAACUGGUAGAACAUCAGCCUUCACACUUCUCCAGCCCUGAUGUUCUGAAUCUCACACCAGACUCUUCUGAUGCAGACAGAUUGGAAAGAUUCUUUGACUCGGAGGAUGAAGACUUUGAAAUUUUAUCUCUUUGAAAAGAGAUGAUAAACUGACUGCACAUCUGUGUUGGGGGGGGGAGGGGGUGAAAGAAGUUCCUUCGAGCACCUAGGCCCUUACUGGUUUUCAUAGGUGCUUGCUGACAUCCCUGCCUCCCAUCCAUCCCAGCAUUCUGUGCAGGCAGAAGCACAGUAUGCACUGUCUGCAUUGGGAUCAAGAGAAAAGUCGUCAUUAAGACUUCAGUGGCCAGUCAGGAUUUCUUAGUGCAAAACGCAUGCAAGAAGUGGAUGCAGUGGUGCCUAGGAGUUCAAAGUUUUGUUUGUUACAGCAAUAGCUCAGCUGGCCCUCCAGGAAUAACAGCAGAAACCCCACAUGGAGCUAGACCCUUGUGAGUACUUCCAAAUGAUAUUUAAUCAGCGCCAUUCCUCUUUUGAGAGGCAAAACCUAUACGGUUAGUUCCUUCCACAGCUUUCCUGCUUAUGGCUGACUUGGGCUAAACUUAGAUUUAUGGAAAGCAAUGUAAAUUAAUACCAGGCAUGUCCCAUACAGAGGCUCCAGCCCAGUAGUAUGUGAGCUAGUCACCUGGAUGGUCAUGUUUUCCAUAGUACUAGGCCAUACGCUGCUGCUGAUGCUUAAUAGUAGUUGCAGUGGUUUCUCACAAACACAGUGCUGCCUGUCUUCUCACCAUACCUAGAAGCUGCCUGCUCUUAUAAAGGACAGCCUUCUCAGAGGUGAAGCACUUCCUCUAUGUGGAAAACCUCAUGGUAAUGCCCAAGGUCUGAAGAUGACAACCAAAAGGGGAGGAGAACCCCAGUUUAAAUAAAAGGAGGAAGGAAGAAAAAGGAUGCGAGUGCUAGAGUCUCACUGGAUGAGUCCUCAAAACACCAAGGCUCUGAAAAAGAUGGAUUGACAACUCUAGCAGUGAGGUAUCUUCAUUAAAGUAUGUUAAGAGAACCAGACAGAGUCCUGUGAGAGGUUGAGAUGUUUUUAAAUCUUAAGAGCCCGAUAUUGCUUUUUUUUGGUGCCACAAAGCAUCCUAUGUAGCAUGGUCGCUCCUCCUGGGCUGAUUGAAUAGUUGGGGAUACUAUUCUCAUUGGACUCCCUGCUUUCAAAAUGAUGUACAAGGGGGCUUGAAAUUUAAUUAGGCAUAGAAUAUAUUUCUUAGCUGAUUGGUACCAUUUCACAUGCUAUUUUGCAGCUUCCCUUUAUGAUGAUUUAGUUGGGGAUUGGCCCUGGUUUGAGCAGGAGGUUGGACUAGAUGACCUCCUGAGGUCCCUUCAAACCCUGAUAUUCUAUGAUCCUUCUAGCACCAUGUGGCAAAUGCAUUCUGUAGAAGCUAGGCCAAAGAAACCCAUUUUAAGUGACCAUCUGAAGAUGUCGAGGAAAAAAUGGAUGCCUAGAAAAGUUGAUAGUUAAACAUCAAACACAAUUGUACUGAAAACCUUGGAGUUACUUUAACUUUACAUGAACUUGCCUGUGGUCCAUAAUAACUAUUUAGUAAAAAUGAAAGCUGGAUUGAAAACGGAUGCAUAGGAGAACUGGGUCCUGAUGUGAGCCACCAUAGAAGCUAUUCAAGUCUUCUCCUUUCUCCAGAGCUGCUGCAGGUGGCAAAUCCAUGUUUGCAAUGCAUCUUCCUGCAUUUGGGAACAGCACUUGUCAGUUGAUGCUUUUGUGCCCAGAAGAUACAUAAACUGGCCAUAAAUGCUGUCCUCCAUGACAAGGCUGACUGACCUAUUGAUGUUAAUCUCAUUAUCUGCCCCUAACCUCCCAGAGAUUUUAACUCUUGAGCUAUGAUGCUUCUGUCACUAAAUUACUUGCUUUCUCUCUGCUGCUGUUUCCUCAUCUCUUGCAUUAAUUUUAAGGGGGGAGGGGAGAUGGUGGAGGAAGUGGGGCUGUGCUCCAUUCAUUAACUGCUUUCAAUUUGUAUUUGAAUAAACAAACUUAAUCUUU